GGAGAGAGUUCUUCGAUCUUGGUUUAACCAUGGGCAAGUCACCAUCUUUCGGGAUCUUAGAUGACAACGAUUGUGAUGAGGUCAAAUCCUCUGACGAAUCAACAAAGAAUUUGCAAAGUGACGACGAUGAUGUCGAUGACCGCCAGGUUGCUUCCAGAUGGCUGGAUAAUGGAGGUCUAUCUUGGUGAUGAUGGCACCAUCUACCGGUAUUACAUAUGCCCCGUGUCCGGAAGAACUUUCACAAUGAAGUCAGAGGUGCUGCAUUAUCUUUUCUCAGAGAUGGAUCAGUGCUUCACGGAAUCAAAGAACCGUGCUGUAGGCAGCAACCUUACAAGGACACAUGAAUGGCUUCCAAAGGGAUGGCUGGUUGAGAUUAGGGCCGGUGGAGACAACAUGGACAAGAUGUACAAGGUAGCUUUUCCAUAUUAA
Molecule: messenger RNA, 429 nt
Organism: Oryza sativa Japonica Group (Japanese rice)
Lineage: Eukaryota; Viridiplantae; Streptophyta; Magnoliopsida; Poales; Poaceae
Source: RefSeq, a predicted model, not a curated record